Molecule: messenger RNA, 1008 nt
Organism: Neurospora tetrasperma FGSC 2508
Lineage: Eukaryota; Fungi; Ascomycota; Sordariomycetes; Sordariales; Sordariaceae
Exons: 2
Coding region: 1-1008 (335 amino acids)
Source: RefSeq, a predicted model, not a curated record
AUGUCAGAAUCCUGGCCCGUGGCGCUUGACCCGCAUAUACGCCAUUUCAAUCCCAGAUUUUUGGGAUUCAGUAAAGUCAGAGGGUUCCGGGAAUUCGGCCAAAUCUUCGAACAGAGUUGGAAGGAAAAGUUCAAGGGAACUCAAUUCGGCAUCAAGGAUGAGCGAAGGGCAGCCAUGGCGGCAAAGAGCUUCCUGAAACGCAGUCGACAGCUGCGUGCCAUCUGGAACCGGUUUUUGCUAUACUAUACCGACACCAAUUUGACAUACACCACUGACCGACUGGCGGCGAUUAUUGGAAUUGCGGACGCCGUCGAAAACUAUACGGGGCUCACAUACAUUCCCCAAGCCGGCGCUUUCAAGGAAUUUUUGCCUCUUGAUCUUCUCUGGUACAGGAACUUCCGUUCCGUUGACCUUCUCUGGCGCAAGUCACCCACGGGAACGAAGGCCCCUUCGUGGUCUUGGGCUGCAAAUGAGGGCGAUGUGCUUUUCGACGAGAAGUCGUGGCUGGAGGGCUCACACGACGAUUUUGAGUACAUGGGUCUACUCCUUGACGUGUCAGUUCCGCCUGCAGCCUCGACUUUGUCACCAGGUAUGGGGUCGGAAGUGGUUAUCAAGCUGAAGACCCUUGUCAACCGCCAGACCGCGGUUGGGUUGGGAGUUCGAGAGCCCCCAGGUUUCUGGGUGGAGUAUCUUCCCAAAGCGCGUCUUCAGGUUGUGCUUGAUGAGCCCGUCGCAGAUGGAACUACCAUCUUUUUCAUCGUUGUGCUGCGGACACGCACGUGGAACAAUUCUGGCUAUGACAAACAUGUGUCCGGGUUGAUUCUGGUGCCAAAGGAUCCGACAAGUGAGGAAGAUCCUCGGAAGGCGUUGCAUAGACGUGUGGGAUUCUUCCGUAUCGCUGAGCCGGCGAACGCAAUGACCCUGAAAAUCUUUAUGACGACCCUUGAACCCAUCAAGAUCCACACCACCAGAUACCGCCCCACAACAUAUUUCGGGUAUUCUUCUUAA